CCCUUUUCCUUCUUCCUUCUUUCCUCACUCCCUCGCUCCCCUUGUUCUCUACUGAUAAGCUAAAACGAAAGGAAAAAAAAAAAAAAAAACAAGAAAAACCCUUCGAAGAUCACCAUGCCUUCUUCUUCAGUUACUCUUAUUUCCAAAUGUACGAUUUUCCCAGACCAAAAAUCCGACAUCAAAUCCUUAAAGCUCUCAGUUUCAGACAUCCCUAUGCUUUCCUGUCAGUACAUUCAGAAAGGAGUUUUGCUGACGUCUCCACCCUUUUCCUUCGACGACCUUGUGGUUUUCCUCAAACAAUCUCUUUCCACUACUCUCUCUUACUUCCCUCCUUUAGCCGGUCGUCUCACGACCGACCCUGACGGUCACUUGCACAUCACGUGCAACGACGCCGGCAUCCACUUUCUCGUAGUGAAAUCUCCUAAACUUUCCAUCCACGACAUUUUGUUCCCCGGCGAUGUCCCUGAUUGUGUCAAGGAGUUUUUCACUUUUGACAAGACAAUUAGUUACUCUGGCCAUUUCAAGCCGUUAGCUGCGGUUCAGGUAACCGAGUUAGUCGACGGGGUUUUUAUUGGGUGCACAGUGAACCACGCUGUGACCGAUGGGACUUCAUUUUGGCACUUUUUCAAUACCUUUGCUGAGAUUUCUAAAGGAGCAUCAAAAAUAUCGAAAUCUCCCCAUUUUUGUCGUAACACCGUGUUUAAUUCUCAAGCCGUGCUUAAAUUCCCACCUGGCGGACCCACCGUUACUUUCGCCGGCGACAAGCCUUUGAGGGAAAGGAUUUUCCAUUUCAGCAGAGAAGCAAUUCUAAAACUUAAAUAUAGAGCUAAUUACGGUUGUUUAUUAACUAAACAAAUGAAUUCCGAAGUUUUAGGGAAACUCUGUAAUGACAGUUGGAAAUCCGUUAACGGAGAAACUAACGGUACGCUGAGAAACAGUAAUGAUGAGAUUUCGUCUUUCCAAUCGCUUUGUGCUCAGCUUUGGAGGUCGGUGACUCGAGCCAGGAAAUUGGAGCCAACCAAAAUUACGACGUUUAGGAUGGCGGUGAAUUGCCGGCACAGGUUGGACCCAAAGCUUGAGCAGUACUAUUUCGGAAACGCGAUUCAGAGUAUUCCGACUUUUGUUCCAGUCGGUGAGUUGCUGGCCAAGGACUUGAGCUGGGGCGCCGAUCUGCUUCACAAAAACGUGGUGGCGCACGAAGAUGAUACGGUACGGAGAGGUGUAGCGGAUUGGGAAAAGCAGCCGAGGUUGUUUCCGUUGGGGAACUUUGACGGUGCAUCACUCACCAUGGGAAGUUCUCCUAGAUUUCCAAUGUACAAUAAUGAUUUUGGGUGGGGCCGACCUUUGGCGGUGAGGAGUGGUAGGGCCAAUAAAUUUGAUGGGAAGAUCUCAGCCUUUCCUGGGCGAGAAGGGAAUGGGAGCGUUGACUUGGAGAUUGUUUUGGCGCCAGAUACCAUGGCGGGGCUUGAAUGCGACGGCGAGAUUAUGCAGUAUGUAUCAGAAAUCGUGUGAGUGGUACACUGUAGUGAAACCUCUUUUUUAUGUGGGGGGAACCCAGGUGGCGAUUUAGGAUUGGCGAUUACUUGUUAAACCAUGAUCCAAAUCUUGGGGUUGAGAAACCGUGAUCUUUGGACGGUUGUGAUUUCAUUUGUGUAAAUCAUAAGAGCUAAAGAGGCAACGUUAUGGCUACUUUUACCACAAAGUUCGCAUGUUGGGUUAUGUACGUGAAAGCUUCAUAUUCCACGUGACGAAAUCAAAGCAAACUUUUUUUUUUUUUUUACUAUUUUUCUUUUCCUUUCCGAUAUAAAGGCAUGUGUGAAUUUUCUAAUCAUAAUUAAGUUUGCCCAACAAAUAAUUUAGGAAAUAGAAAAAGAGAGAAAAAAUGGUUCGACUGUUUAAAAUGAAGUAUCCCACUUCUUUAAAGAAAUGUUUUUAAUCUUCACUCAAUUUGUCAACAAUCUAAUCAAGUGUCAUAUACAAAUCAAAUGGAGUUAUUGGAUCGAGUAGUUGAGAAAGACUAGAGUGAAAAAAAAAUUGUAAUUAGAUUUCAGAAAUCAUAGAAAUUUUUUAAUAAAAUACUGAACUUCAACUAUGGAAUAAAAGUCGAACAGGUAUGCUUUAGCGUUUAGUGCUCUGCCAUGAUUAAUUAUUAAUUAAUGAUACUAUAGACUUGAUCACUUUGCAACUGGCAGUCUCAGCAACAGCAACUUUCAAUGGUGAACUUUCAAAUUGAAAUGGAAUGAUUCAGCUGUUUCGGUUAUCUUCCAAACCACGUGUAAACAACAAAGGAAGAAAAAUGUUGAAGGGCAGGUUAUCUUCCAAACCCUAGGUAAACAAGAUAUUGUGAAAGGCCUUCCAACUUCCAACUCUCAAGGUUAUGUCUACUUGCACUUUAUAACUUGCUUGAAGUUGAAAGUAUGUUUUGCAGGGAAACCAAAAUAAAGAGAUUCAUGGAAAAUUUUAGUUUGUUAAUGGAAGUUCACAUAAAACCUUCAUACAAUACAAUGACCAUACUAUUUUAACCCCCAAGAUUUUCAAAACCAAUGGCGUUCAUACCACUGUAAACUUCCAUUCCAAUCAUUUCAAGUCCAAAAUAUACAACAAAUAAACAUACUUCCAAAAAAAAAAAAAAAAUCAUGCAUACCG
Molecule: messenger RNA, 2646 nt
Organism: Durio zibethinus
Lineage: Eukaryota; Viridiplantae; Streptophyta; Magnoliopsida; Malvales; Malvaceae
Product: BAHD acyltransferase DCR-like
Source: RefSeq, a predicted model, not a curated record